Penicillium samsonianum is the source of this 921-nucleotide messenger RNA. RefSeq lists its product as uncharacterized. Lineage: Eukaryota; Fungi; Ascomycota; Eurotiomycetes; Eurotiales; Aspergillaceae. The coding region runs from base 1 to 921 and encodes 306 amino acids. The transcript is spliced from 2 exons. The record is from RefSeq and is a predicted model, not a curated record.
AUGUCGGGUGCAGAGAUCCUUGCAGCCAUCGUCAUAGUUGGAGAGGCAGCAGAUACUGUCAGCAAAGUUGUCAAUGCUAUGCAAACCACCAAAGAUUUUGUCGAAAGCUUCCAGGGGAAGAAGAACCAUUCUCAAGAUGUGCAGAACUAUGUCGAUGGUGCCAAGGAGAGUAUUAUAGCAGAAAUCAACGCCGUUGAAUUUCAAGGCUAUAUGAACUUAGUGAACAGGGCGGCUUCGUGGUGGUAUGAAUGCCAAUCGAAUAUCCAGUUGUUUGGAAUCGAUAAACAUACGGUUACGGAUACAGACGGCGAAUUGAAGCAGUUCGCAGACGAUAUCCACAACGAGAUAGGUCCACUCGAUGGACUCAAAGUUUGGAUUGAAGGCGAUCGUCCAAGACCACAAAAAGACAAAAUGCUAGGUUUUUACCUGCUCUUUUACGCAAUAAGGCAUUCGAUGCGCUUCACAUACGAAACGUUCUUCCUCGUUAGGACUGGAAACUAUUCAGCCACCUUUGAGGAGACAGCCCAAACUUUAGAAGAUGCCAAGAAAGCCCUUCAGAAAAGGUUUGAUGAAUAUAAAAUAUUUCGUGCUAGUCAGUUGAUUAACAUUGUACCAAUAACGGAGGGAGUGCCAGGAGCUCAAACUUUUGAGUAUUUGAUCAGAACUGACAUCGGGGGAGAUGAUUUGAUUCCUAAUCUUACAAAUGCCUUGUGGAUCAGUCUCACUCCUGAUGCCUCUACGGAAAAGGUCAGAAAAGAUGCCAUUAAGCACUAUUGGCGGGUGUCCGACUUAGGAAAAAGGUCUAUUGAUGACCUUUUCAAGUCUUGGACACAAGCACAUACAGCAGCUUUGCUUCUUCGGCAUGUUUCCGUGGAUGAAGGAAGAGAGUACUAUAAUCUGCCCCUAGGGGGUUAUACGUAA